AUGGAUCCUUCCACAAAAAUAAACAUGGGAUGCCUGUCAGAUGGAUACAAAAGGGUGAAAGAUCUGUUGAAUGACGUCCAGAAAAAUAGAACAGAUUGUCCGUCCUUUUAUUCAAGCAUCGUGGUCAAGCAAUCACCACCUGUGAUUAACAUGAUUAAAUUAGCAUGGUGGUUAAAUGGAACAUGCAAAUGUUCCGAAAACGCUAACUGUAUUUUCUUGUCUCUCCCCCAUGGAAAAACUGGAUACCAGUGUCACUGCAACAAAGGGUUCAGAGGAGAUGGAUUUCGAGAAAGCCUGCCUUGUCAAAGAAGUGAUGAUGAUGAUAUCAAACACUUCACAAAGAUACUUGCCAUGUCGGUGGUGCUUGCUGGAGUGCUGCUUCUAAUCCUGUCCUUGCUGUUGCUGUCAUACCUACGGACAAAAAUGGGGAUAUUUGGAAAUAAUCAUAUGAAUGUUAAAAAUAAUGAUAGCAGCCAUAGCCAAGAGGAAGAUUUAGAGCUGCCUCUAUUUGACUUGGCUACAAUAACUAGUGCGACGAACGGCUUCUCUGCGAACAACAAGAUUGGAGAAGGUGGAUUUGGACCCGUCUAUAAGGGUAUAUUGGAGGGAGGACAAGAAAUAGCUGUGAAGAGACUUUCAAAGAGUUCUAGACGAGGCCUUAAAGAGUUCAAAAAUGAAGUCAUCUUAAUUGCCAAACUUCAACACCGAAACCUGGUGAAGCUUUUAGGAUGUUGUAUUGAAGGAGAUGAAAAGAUGUUGAUCUAUGAAUACAUGCCCAACAAAAGCUUAGAUUCCCUUAUUUUUGAUCCAAGAAAUACCGAGUUACUAGAUUGGCCAAACAUCAUCAAUGUAAUAGUUUCAGAGCUUAUUUAUUUACAUCAGGGCUCAAGAUUAAGAAUUAUUCGUAGAAAUCUUAAAGCUAACAGCAUUUUAAUAAAUUAUGAAUUGAAUCUUAAAAUUUCAUAUUUUGGUAUGGCGAGAAGCUUUGGAGGAAAUGAAAUUGAAAAAAAUACAAAUAAAGUGGUUGGAACAUUUGGCUACAUAUCUCCAGAUUAUAUGUUAGAUGGGAUUUACUCAAUAAAAUCUGAUGUCUUCAAUUUUGAUGUUUUUAUAUUAGAGAUAAUUAGUGGGAAGCGUAAUAGAGGAUUCCGCCAAAAACACUACAGCCAUGGCCUCAACAUUCUUGGUUAUGCUUGGAUGCUCUAUGUGGAAGGAAGAUAUUGGGAACCAAUUGAUGGAUCAACAGGGGACUCAUGCAGUCCAUCUGAAGCAGUGCGAUUAAUUCAAGUUGGCCUGUUGCGCGUUCAACAAAAUCCAGAAGACAUUCCUAGCAUGUCAGACGUGGUUCUGAUGCUGGGUGGAGAGGGCACAUUGCCUCAGUCUAAGAAGCCUGGCUUUUACAUCAAAAGGGUUUUGCUUGAUUUUAAAUCUUCCUCCAGCAGCAACAAAAUGUAUUCAGUCAACAAGGGCAUCAUGACUCCUUUGCAAAACUCCGUAGAUGCCACUUCAUUUAAUGUUCUGUGCUAUGAGUACGUAAAAUACUUGAUAAAAGCCCUUCAAAAACAACAUUUUUCUUGA
Molecule: messenger RNA, 1578 nt
Organism: Hevea brasiliensis (rubber tree)
Lineage: Eukaryota; Viridiplantae; Streptophyta; Magnoliopsida; Malpighiales; Euphorbiaceae
Product: G-type lectin S-receptor-like serine/threonine-protein kinase At4g27290
Exons: 7
Coding region: 1-1578 (525 amino acids)
Biological process (GO): protein phosphorylation
Molecular function (GO): ATP binding; protein kinase activity
Source: RefSeq, a predicted model, not a curated record